AUGUAUGUUACACUCAUGGAAGAUUACAUAGACAAAAGGCAAGUUGAAAUAGCACCGGAAAAUCAUGAUAAGGAAGAAAAAAGCUAUUACAUACCCCAUCAUGUAGUCAUUAAAGAGAAAAACGCAGAAAUUAAGGGACUAAUAGUGUUCAACGCCUCUUCUCACACACCAGGCCAUCCAUCAUUAAACGAUGUUCUAGAACAAGGUCCCAACUUACUUCCAGAAAUUUUAGCCACCUUAUUACUACCUCUUCACAAACAAGCAAUUAUUAGUGAUGAAAGUCAGGCUUUUUUACAAUUAACCUUGUGGGAAAAAGACAGAAGUGCUACUAAGUUUUUGUGGUUCAAAACUAGAACAAAUGGUGAUGGACAUUUGCAGCUAGAGAAUGAAAUUGUGGUCUACCAAUUUACACGUUUACCCUUUGGAUUAACCAGCAGCCCAUACCUUCUUUCAGCUACACUUGACAAAUUAUCCUGCAUGUACUCCAACAUUUAUCCCACAGCAGCUAAACAUCUAAACUCUCACAACGAAAUCAUCCAUGAAAAUAUUAUCUAA
Molecule: messenger RNA, 555 nt
Organism: Parasteatoda tepidariorum (common house spider)
Lineage: Eukaryota; Metazoa; Arthropoda; Arachnida; Araneae; Theridiidae
Molecular function (GO): nucleic acid binding; RNA-DNA hybrid ribonuclease activity
Source: RefSeq, a predicted model, not a curated record